Messenger RNA from Carassius carassius (crucian carp), 1910 nucleotides. Its product is annotated as nucleolar and spindle-associated protein 1-like. Gene Ontology annotation, biological process: mitotic cytokinesis; mitotic chromosome condensation; establishment of mitotic spindle localization. Lineage: Eukaryota; Metazoa; Chordata; Actinopteri; Cypriniformes; Cyprinidae. The coding region runs from base 133 to 1497 and encodes 454 amino acids. The record is from RefSeq and is a predicted model, not a curated record. Gene Ontology annotation, cellular component: microtubule; mitotic spindle; nucleolus. The transcript has 12 exons. Gene Ontology annotation, molecular function: microtubule binding.
AACACGUUAAUUUUCAAACGGCAAUCCCACCUAAACAAACCGGGUCGUAGAUCUGUUUCGUUCAUCGUCAAUUUUAACAUUACCGUUAUAUAUAACUUACAUAUUUUUUUUUACAUUGAGUUUAUCCACAAUAUGGAUUUGGAUUCGCUUAAAUAUGCGGAAUUACAGCGCCUCGCGAAAGAGGCUGGACUGAAAGCAAAUAUGAAGGCUGAAAAGCUGUUGAAAGCUUUAAAAGAACACUUUUCGCAACAGCAGACAUCAGAGAACGGAAAUGAUGCAGCCACCGCGGACGCGCACGAUGCUGUUUCAGCCGUGGACGAGCAGGGCGCGCACACUGUAACCUUUGUGACCGAGCGCCGAGGAAAACGCCGCACCGCCAAGAGAAAGCUCAGUGACUCCACACCUGUCACUGCUCAGACUAAAGAAAAGACGGCAAAAGAGGACAGCCGAAGGGGAUCCAAGAGGAGGAAAGUGUCCUCAGCUGAGGACACACAAACUCCAGUUCCACCUGAAACUUCGACCAAAGAAAAUCCUGUGGAGAAAGGUCUAGAAUCUGGGGAAACCAAUCCAGACUCUAAAGAUGCUCCUGUAGAGCCAAGUGUUGCAGGUGUGGGGAGAAAAACCGCUGGUAAAAUCCCCCGUCUUGAGGGUCUGAUGAAGAGAAAUGCUUCGCUGCGGCCGACAACUCCUAACUUCAAGAAACUCCAUGAGGCUCAUUUCAAAAAGAUGGAGUCCAUCGAUUCUUACGUCCAAAGGAAGAAUAAACAAAUGGAGGUGUUAAGGAAUUCUGUCAAGGAGCUGAAGACUCUGUCAGAAAAGACGUUGAUGAAAUCGGCUGAAACAAAGACUCAAAUGAAGGUGCCUGCUAGCCGAGUGUCUCUCUUCAGUCCUGGAGUGCAAGAGAAAAAAACAUUGGCAGAAAAACCCAGGCUCACUCAGCAAACUGCCAGCAAGUCUGCUUUUAAGGACAGCGCCACCUUCAGGCCAACUGUCCUCACCACUAAUAAAAUCAAUGUUCGGUUCUCACAGACCACUCACGAUAACGAAUACAAGCGUUCAUUUGUAAAGACUCCAGCUCGUAUGUCUCCUCUCAUCCCUCUUACUUCCACUCCAGGGAGGAAAUCUGCUGUUCAUAACAAACCUGAACUUAAUAGAAGUGUUGGUGCCAUUAAUACACCUGGAGUUACUCCAUUUGUUUUUAAUGGGAACAACAGUGAGUCAGUCACCCCUAAUAUGAGCAAGAAGAGCGCAUUUGAUCUUAAGGCCAGUCUCUCUCGUCCACUCUCCUACAAACCGCACAAAGGAAAACUGAAGCCCUUUGGAGCUCCACAGGAGAACACAGCACUUAAUAAAUCUCAGACUGUUCCUUCACACCAGAAAAACUAUAAACAGCACCAGGUUCAAACCAGAGAGGAGCGACGUGCCAAGCACACAGAAGACCGGAAAACGAAGAAAGAGAUGAUGUUGGGUUCCAGACGAGGUCUGGUCAUGGCCUAACUCCAGUGUUUUUACUGUUUUGUUAUCUUAGACACUCACUUUACAUGUUUAGCUUUCGUCUUUUGUUUUAUUCAAAACGUUAGUACAUUUUUUCCUUUUCUCUAAAUGCUUGUUUUUUUUUUGCUUAGUUAAAAUGAGGUGAGGUCAUCCAACAAAAAAAUACAUUUUUUUUUUCUUACCAAUUUAUAAAUAUAGAUUUUAUACGUUUUAAAUUGUUUUUGAUUUAUGUGUGAAAAAGUUUUUUCCAUUUAUAUUUAGUAUUUGUACUGUGCUUCAAUUUAUUGUAAACCAAGACGAAAACAGUAAAGUCACUCAAAACAUUGGUCACACAAAAUGUUUAUUUGAACUUGAGUGAUAUUCAUAAAUGAUACUUAGUCUUAAAUGUCAUUUUGUGUGUGUGUGUGUGUGUGUGU